Penicillium canariense is the source of this 1713-nucleotide messenger RNA. RefSeq names its product putative ribosomal assembly complex component Ipi3. Gene Ontology annotation, molecular function: protein binding. The transcript has 2 exons. The record is from RefSeq and is a predicted model, not a curated record. Gene Ontology annotation, biological process: DNA-templated DNA replication; rRNA processing. Gene Ontology annotation, cellular component: nuclear pre-replicative complex. NCBI's taxonomy places the organism in Eukaryota, Fungi, Ascomycota, Eurotiomycetes, Eurotiales, Aspergillaceae. The coding region runs from base 1 to 1713 and encodes 570 amino acids.
AUGCUGUCCGAAUCCUUCGUCGCGUCGACGCUGUCAUCCGCUAAAACUCCGGCCGCCACGCUGCGUGAUGUCGGGAUUUGCCUGCAGGAAUUCCAGCCAUCGCCGCAACUGCGAUCAACCUUCAAGAAGAGCUCCACCAAUACCAAUUGCCUGGCUGUGAGCCCGUCGCAUAUCUUCUCCGCCCAGGCAGAGAAGGCUGUGGUUCAUGUCUAUAGCCGCGAAAAGGGGAACCAGGAGGCCCUAGUACCAUUCCCGGAGCGUAUCCGCAGCAUUGCAGUUGCUGGCGCGAAGUACGGCGAUGUGCUGGUGCUGGGAACGGAGGGCGGCCGAUUGAUCCUGUGGGAGACAUGUACGGGGCGUCAAGUGGCUACCACAGCCUCCCAUCUGCAGCCCGUCACCUCCAUCGUCGUCGACCCCACCUCCAAUUUCAUUCUCUCUGGCUCUGACGAUGCCAGCAUACACGUCUGGUCCAUUCCCAACAUCCUUUCCUUCUCCAGGCCCGCCCAAGGUCGGGACCGCCAGCCUCAGAAUGCACCCAUCCGCACCUUCUCCAACCACCGCGCUGCCAUCACCUCUCUUGCCGUUGGCCACAGUAGUGGCCGCCACAAUAUCGCUGUGUCGACUGCGAAGGACAACACAGCAAUUGCAUGGGACUAUCAGACUGGACUAGUUCUCCGAACAUAUCUCCUUCCCUUCUCCGCGACCUGUGUGAGUCUGGACCCAGUCGACCGGGCCUUCUACGUGGGUUAUGAAGAUGGAAGCGCACAAUCUGUAGACUUCUACCGCAGCAACUCGGUACAGCACCCCCUCCAUGAUUCGUCUGCACAGUCUACACCGGCCCAGGUGUCUGCCGAAGAUCGAUGGCUCCCACCUGCCGCCGACUCGGGUGCCACCAAGGCCCUCGCCCUGUCGUACGACGGUAGCACGUUAUUGUCUGCCCAUGACAGUGGUAAAGUCCUGUCGUGGAAUAUUGCCCGUCGGAAGUUUGCUGCCUCGAUCGCCGAUUACACACAUCCAGUCACCAACCUAGUGAUGCUGCCGCCGAGCGGCCUGCCACACUCCUCGCAUACCCUGAAUAGGACGAUACACGCAAUCGUGAAGCCGCGUCUUGACAAUGCCUUCGCCGAUCCGUCGCAUGCCCCUGGCGCCAUCCCAGCCGAUUAUGCAUUCCAAGCGCACAUUGUCGCACCCUCACAACCUAAAUCGCGCGCACCCUCCCAAUUCUCCCAAGCGCUCACUCAUGCAUUCUUCCCCGAUUCCAUCAUCGAAGAUGGCCUUGCUGAACUAGCUGCAUUCCGCCAGCCAGGUGGGAGCGAUCUCAUCCGUGUGGCGCCCGCCGCCGCCCUGGCAGACACUGCACAGGCGACCGCGCAAGACACCCACGUUGCAGACCUUGAAGCCGAAGUCGCCAUGCUGAAGAAAAAGGCAGCGGCGAAUGAUACUGCUAGACAUGCAACUGCUGACGAGGUCGCGCAAUUGCGCUCGAACCUUACUCAGCUGCAGGACUACAUCAAUGAGCUGCAUGGGAAGCAGGAGGCAGCUCAGCAGGACAAGGUGCAGCGGCAAGCAAAGAAGGAGGAUCGUGAUGCUAAGAGACGUGAAGCUUGGUUUGCUGCAGAGAAGAAGGGUCGUAAUGGCGAUGCUGCGAUGAAAAAGACGGAGAUUGAUGAUGGCAUGCUGACCAGCGAGUCGGAUGACCAGAGUGAUGAGUAA